AUGACGGACAUGCUUUUGCUGAGAGCUGAGCAGAGGCAGAGUAAGAGGCCUAAGCAUUUUUGGGAGAAUGACUCCAAGCUAAAGCUCCAUACCCUUGCUGAUCGUGCAUCCUCUGUCAGUUUCAAGUUGGGCAGGGCUGAGCAUCUUCUCUCAGCAUUGAAAGAGAACCCCGAGCCUAGUGGUCCCGUUGCAGAGCAGGUGAGGUUGCCGGUGCUGCCUUAUGCCGCUAGGAGGGCCAAACUCAUCGAUUGGCCAGCGGAAUCGGAUGACAUGCAUAGGAGGGCGCUUCAUCUUGUUAGGGUCAUGGUUGAGGCUGACUUCCAGGCUUCACGAUUGGGCGCCAUGAUAUAUGAAUUGAGCGGGAGCCUCGACAAGGAGCCCCAGAUUCAGAAAGCCAUCAGCUUGACCUUUGCAAAGAAGUCUGCAGCUACACUCCACAAGCGUACCAUGUCAUUCUGGAAGCUUUUCAGAUUCCAUGCUGACAAGGGUUAUCGGUCUGGCCUUGCCUUCACUGAAGCCAGUGUCUUUCUCUACUUUGAGGAUUUGAAGCAACGUGCCAAACCCACUGCCCCGCAGGCUUGCCUCGAAGCCCUGUACUUCUUCCAUACCUUGUUUGGGCUAAGAGUCUUGCUGGAUGAGUUAGUCAGUCAUCGGUUGCGCGGGUUGGUGUACACAGCCAGUGUUGAGAAGAGGCCGUUGCAGCAGGCUAGGCCUCUUCUGGUGGAGGAAGUCAGGUGGUUGGAGUCCAUCGUCUUGAAGAGCCUUGAUACGGCCGUGGUGUGCAUUGCCGGCUUUAUCUUGUUUUGCAUUGCAAAUUGCGCAAGGUGGGGUGAUGCCCAGAACGCUGCACUUCCCACAUUUGAUGAUUCGGCUGCCAGGUCAGUGAUUUCCUCUGAGACUAGGAGACACAAGCUCGCGAACACUGCCCAGCGGAAGACCACUCUUUUGCCAUUCGUUGGCUUCGGCAGGUUGCUUUCAUCGGAGUCGUGGGCUAAGGCUUGGUUGAGCUCGAUGCAGAGAGCAAGGCUUCCUAGGCAAGGCACCGAGUACAUCCUCCCUUCGUGGAAUGAGAGCUCAGGGGCUUUCCUUAGGCGGAGAAUGACAUCCGGUGAGGCCACCCUUCAUUUGCGUGAGAUUCUCAGGCAGAAUGGGAAAGUCCAGGAGCCGUGGCCAUCAUCACACAGCCUGAAGGCAACCGUGCUCACCUGGGCAUGCAAGUCGGGUGACUUCAAUCUUUCUGAGAGGCAAAUUCUAGGCCAUCAUCUCGAUCGGCCCAGCAUCUCUGCUCUGACUUACGGCAGGGCCAACUUCGUGGGCCCCUUGAAGAAGAUGGCUAGGGUUCUUGAUAGAAUCUCCGAUGGGACUUUCAGGCCUGAUGCCAGUACGGCGUCCCUGGUGGCCCACCAGCUUGCCGCUGAGGAGAUGGAUUCCGAUCAGGCCGAGCUUGCGGCUCAUGGGGAGGCUCAGGCUGCAGAGGACUCAGCUUCUGAAGACCUUGGCCAUGACGAAACUGAUGAGGCUCUUCAUCGUGUUGUGCCGGCUUCUGAGAGGAAGAUAGUUUGCAUUCCCGUGGCCUUCGUGCCACAGCCGCUGGGCCUGGUCCUUCGUGAUCGGGUCAUGUCUGUGGACUCCGAAGCAGCUUUCAGGGCAGAGGCGAUCAAGCUCGGUGUAUCCGAGGCGCAUGCAGAUCUCUUAAUCAAGAAGGGGAUCCGGAGCCAUUCGCUCUUUGCUUUCAUCUCCUCAUACCAGCCGGGGAGUACGGAUGAGGCUCCCUUUGUCGAUGCACUCAAGCAUUACUUAGGCGAGGAUCCGAAAGAUUCGCUUCCCUCCUUCCGUCACCUGUUCUACGCGUCCCACACCCUUGCUGUGCAAGAGCUCAAGGACAGGUAUGAGCCCAGGGAGGAAGCAAAGCGUCUUUCCAUGGCCGAUCGUGUGGAUCGUCUUGAGAGGGUCCGUAAAUCCCUUCCCGGUUUGACCAUAGAUACUUGGUUGGAACCAUCGCAUAGCUUGGUCGACAAGGCAGUGAGUUUUGCAGAGGACCAAUGCUUAGGGCCAUUGGAACUAUCGCGUUGCACGUCUCGUGAACUCGAGAUGCGCUCAGAAAAGCGUGACCCUGUGACAUUCAAGAUCGAGGGCUCGAUCAGGGUCUCUAGGCCAGCGCAAGAGUUGGUCGCAGAUACAUCCAGUGACCUCCAGGUCCGCGCAUGCAUGCAACGUAGAGCAUUGGCAUAUCAGAUGGCAUCGCUAGCCUCUUUCACUGUGCUUGACAGAGUUGUGGCUAGGCUUUUCAGCUUUAUGGUCCGCCCUGUGCUGCCAGGCCAAAAGCCUGUUACCUUGGUGCAAGUCAUCGAGGCCGACAAGACCCUCUGGGUUCUAGUGGCCCAGAAAACACGUGGCCAGAUCUUGACGUCCGGGACACCGCUCCCGAUUGAUGCGGCAGUGGAGGCCUUGCUUGAUUCUUCGGAGGUCACAUACUGCUUGAUGCCGCGCACAGGGUCAGCCUCAUCCACGGCAGUCCACCCGUCCAAGACACAGCCAGAGAUGCCAAAGGCUCCCACGGGCGGCAAAGCCUCAGGCAAGGGCCUCGACUUGCCACCAGGAGCGCGCACUCGUGAUGGUCAGGGCCGCCCCAUUUGCUUCAGGUUCAACCGGAAGGCAUGUGCGACACACGGUGACAAGUGUGGCCGGGGCUACCAUGAGCGUGCUGUGGCUCCUGUGGGGACUAGCAACCGCACACAGCUCCAGCAGUUGGCUGGUCACUCCCCCACUGAUGUUCACCCAGCUGAGGCAAGGGCUGGCCUUGCAUCCGUCCCCCCGACUUGCGGGGAAGUUUUGGAGAUUCUUGACAUGUUGCCAUCAGAGUUGCCCGCUCGCGGUGAGGCUCAAGACGGCUCAGUGUCCUUUACCGCUGGCAGCUGGUCCAAGGAUGGCCAGCUUGGCCUUCGGGCAAAUUGUACCACUUUUCCGGCAGUGACUAGGCUGCUUUGCAGUUUUGUCCGGGCUCACGCCCCACAUCACAGUUUUGGCGCCGUCGCCUUGUUUUGCAACCUUCAGGCCACGCCGCGCAGGGAUGUUAAUAAUGAGCCAUCCUUCCCCAACCUUUUGCUCCCCGUGUCGCAGUUUGCGCAAGGCCAGGUUUGGCAGCAGGAUGAUUCUGGCCCCGACGUCCGUGAGGUUCAAGGCUUGCAACAGCACGGUAUCCUGCAUGAUGUAGCUUCAGGUCCUUGCUAUCUGGACGCUCAGCGCCUUCACUUCACCUUGCCAUGGCGCGGCCGUAGGGUCCUGGUUGUUGCCUUCACUCCGCGUGGUGUUCCUGCGUGCCAUGACAUUGUAGGCCAACUGUUGCCUUUGGGUUUCAACCUUCCCGUUGAGCAGCCUUCCGCAUGCAUGCCGAACCAGGUUUCACUUGCAGGGUAUACCUUUUCACUGCCACAGGUUCAGUUGCGGCCUAUCGUCUUUGAUUGUGCGCCCUCAGAACUCAUAGCUCUGGAAGUGUUUGCAGGCCGUGCUAGGCUGUCCGUGGCGGUUCGUGACUUGGGCCUCUCUUCCAUGCCAGUGGAUCACCAGGCCAAAUGUCCCGACAUGCGGGUCACAGUGCUGGAUCUCACUGAUCCCAAUGACUUGACCACUUAUUUUGAGAUGCUUUGCACCGCUAACAUCGGCUCGGGGCAUUGGGCACCACCCUGCGGGACCGCCUCUCGAGCCAGGGAGCGUCCCUUGCCGCCAGAGCUCUCCCACAUAGACGCUCCGCCAUUGCGUUCGCCAGAUCACCGAUUUGGGCUGCCAGAUCUGGCGCCGCAUCAUGCUGCCCGUGUUGAAGCCGCCAACUGGCUUUACGCAGUGACUCUUCUUUCAAUUUGGGUUUUGCACCUCCGUGGCUCACUCCUCAGCUGCGAAAAUCCAACGCGGUCGCUCAUCUGGCGCAUAGCCGAUGUCUUGGCACAGGACCUUCCAGACCCAUCAGCUUGGUUUGAUUUGGUGGACAACAUUUUCCAUGCCUGCAUGUAUGGUUCCCGUAGGGAUAAGCUUAGCACCUUUAAGGCCACCCCCGGGUUUUGUAGGUCCCUUAACCUCCGCUGUGAUGGCAAUCACGAGCAUGAGUCUUGGACCCCCACUGUGUCGCGUAAGGGCGUGCUGUUCCCGACGUUGUCGGAAGCAGAGUACACUGCUGGCCUUGCUCAGGCAUACGCUUCUGACUUGCAUGCCGUGCUGCUCACAAAGGGGGUUCAGUUCGAGGGUUCCCACAUAGGUUUAGGGGUUGCCAAGCCGCGUGACCUGCGUUCCUUCACUCGCAAGCGCGUGCCGCCUCUUCUUGCUGAAUACUGGUUGGUGGCGCCUAUUGAUUGCGUGCCACAGCAUUGGCCGAGCAAGCCGCUGAAGCCGCAUGUGCACUUCCCGAAAAGAGGGGAUGAGGUCAGGAUAGUGCGGUCCAUGCAGGACGUUCUUGAUCUAGAGCAUGAAUUUGCUUGCAAACCAUCAACCAUUGUAGCCUUCAAGGGGGAAGGUGCCAACGGUUCUGAGCCUAUGGUAGGCGUAUUAAGGACUCCGAAGCAAACUCUUGAUGCGACUGCGCUUCUUUCUCACCCGCUCGAGCUGCACUUGCCCUUGCCAGACCAAUUGGUCAAAGCCGUGAUAAACGUGCUUAGGUUGGGUCCCAAGGGGGUAGCUCAGGUUCGUAAAGGGGCCCUGAAUAGGAUCGCAGCUUUAAGAGAUAGCCUGGAGCCUAAGGAAGCAGAGAUCCACCGGUCCUUGCAUCCGGACCUUCGCAAGGUUCUGCAAGGCAAAAACACUCUUUUGUGGCAGCAGCUGUUGCAUGACACGGGGUUCCCCGAUCCUGGUUUGAUCGAUGAGGUCCGUGAGGGUUUUGAGUUGGUAGGCCCGGGCACCGUAUCAGGGGCCUUCCCAAAGGGUUACAAGCCCCCUGAGCAAAGUGUUGAUCAGCUUAAGAGCCAGUGCACGUGGAGAAAGAAGGCAGCCAUAGCGAAGUGCGGGCCCACAAAGAACUCCGAGGCCGAUCAAGAGCUGUGGGAUCUGACAAUGGAGGAGGUCGCCCAAGGCUGGGUCUCCGGACCAUUUUGGUCGGAGUCGGAGGUCACAGCAGCUCUGGAGACGGACCAGUGGUUGUGCACGCGGCGGUUCCCAGUCAUUCAAGGGCCUAAGGUUAGGGUCAUAGAUGACUGCCUUCAGAGUGGGGUUAACAGCGCGUACACGGCAUUCAACAAACUGCGUCUCAUGGAUGCUGAUGCCUUCAUCUCCUUAGUGUUGCUGAUCCUUCAGGUGGCCGAUAAACCCGGAUCGUUUGUGACCUUGGACAGUGGCGAAAGGCUCUAUGUGGCGUGUUCUGGUUGCUUGGUCCCCUGA
This is a messenger RNA of Symbiodinium pilosum, 5361 nucleotides long. The record is from the annotation of a GenBank genome assembly. NCBI's taxonomy places the organism in Eukaryota, Dinophyceae, Suessiales, Symbiodiniaceae.